AUGGUUUCGGAUAUGGAGUCUACCGGAGAAGUUGUUAGGUCAACCACCGGCAACGGCGGCGGUAUCACUGUGGUUGGAUCUGACGCACCGUCGGAUUUUCACAUAGCUCCAAGAUCAGAAAGCUCAAAUCCAUCUCUUACUUCCGUCGCUUCUCCUCCACAACAACCUUUGUCUCAUCUCACGAGCCAGCUCGUCGGAGUACCUCCGCCGCCGCUAUCUUCGACGGCGACGACUACGAUGGAAGGUAUCUCCGGCGGCCCGAUGAAGAAGAAGCGUGGACGGCCUAGGAAGUACGGACCAGACGGUGCAGUUGUGGCGUUAUCUCCGAAACCGAUUUCAACGGCGCCGGCGCCACCGCAUCAUCCACCGGCGACUUCACACGUCAUCGAUUUCUCCGCCUCUGAAAAACGCGGCAAAGUGAAACCAACAACAAACUCUUUUAACAGAACGAAGUAUCAUCACCAAGUCGAGAAUUUGGGUGAAUGGGUUCCUUGUUCCGUCGGUGGUAACUUCACGCCUCAUAUAAUAACGGUCAACGCCGGCGAGGAUGUAACAAAUAAGAUAAUCUCAUUUUCGCAACAAGGACCUCGUGCGAUUUGCGUUUUAUCAGCAAACGGUGUUAUUUCAAGCGUUACACUUCGUCAGCCCGAUUCAUCCGGAGGCACAUUGACAUACGAAGGCCGGUUUGAGAUAUUAUCAUUGUCCGGAUCAUUCAUGCCUAACGACAUAGGUGGAACUCGGAGUAGAACCGGAGGAAUGAGUGUAUCGUUAUCAAGCCCCGACGGACGUGUACUAGGCGGUGGCGUUGCUGGUUUACUAGUAGCCGCGAGUCCGGUUCAGGUGGUUGUGGGAAGUUUCUUAGCCGGCACUGAUCAGCAAGAUCAGAAACCGAAGAAGAACAAACACGAUUUCAUGUUGUCGAGUCCAACCGCUGCGGUACCUAUCUCUAGUGCAGCUGAUCACCGGAUAAUUCAUUCUGCGUCGUCUCUUCCGAUCAAUAAUACGUGGCAGACUUCAUUAACUUCUGAUCCAAGAAACAAGUCUUCCGAUAUUAACGUCAGUUUAACUUGA
Messenger RNA from Microthlaspi erraticum, 1071 nucleotides. Lineage: Eukaryota; Viridiplantae; Streptophyta; Magnoliopsida; Brassicales; Brassicaceae. The record is from the annotation of a GenBank genome assembly.